UUUCAUAGUGUGAAAAUAGCUUAUCAUAGUGUUAGAGUUUUUCUCCAGUGUGAAUACAUUUACGACUGGAUGAUUAACUGAGAAAACGUCUUACAUGGUUCGAUAUUUAUCUAACAUUUCAAGUGACACCCGUCAUCCUUUCAUCAGAGAGAAGAAAAAAUAUUGAGAGGCAUGAAAAAGGGGGAAAAUAUGAUGCACAUCAAAAAAAAAAAUGAUGGGAUGGUUACGGACGUAACGCUUUUAAAAAAAAAGAUAGUCACGGUUGGAACGUCUUCCAGUAAAGAAAGGCAUUUACAAGAGACGCACAUUGCGCGUUUCAGAUUUAAGUAUCGUGAGCGUCCUCAUACCCUCUUGCUCGUCGGCGCAUGCGCAGAUAAUCAGGACGUAUUGUUUUCCAUUUUGAAAAAUUUGUUAUUUAUGUCGCUCUUUUCUCUGGGAUUACGUAUUUGUUAGCCCUGCCAGCAAUUUUUGCAUAUUUUGUCUUUUAAUGAAGACGUAUGAGGUUGACUGAUGUCCAGCUUUGUGGUUGAAUUGCUACACAAACACAUUGAUAUUGGACUUCUGUAUCAUUUUUGAUGCUGGAAAGAAAUUGAAGUCGUGAAAGUUGUGGCGAAGAGUUCUGUGCAGAUCUGCGAUGUUUAAGGGUGAAUAUGAUACCUCAUGGCAUGGACUUAAAAACAUUUACACUUACGAUAUAUCAACAUACUUAACAACUGUGAAGAACUAUCAGGAGCAAAACUAACUUUAACAAAAUUCUUUGAUUGAUAUAAAGAGAUAUAUUUCUUUUGACCUGAAAUUAAUUAUGAAACAUAUUUAUUGACUGGAAGUAUGUGUAAAAGGAUUUUUUUUUUUAGAUUAAACUUGGAAAAACUUACUGUGCGGACAUAACUGCUUCCUCUAUUAGGAUUUUCAUACAGAUGUAAUUUUUUAACUGGAGUAGUUUCAGUGAUAUUUUAGUUUCUGCUUUCUUCUGAAAUAGGGUUUUUACCUAAGCCAGUCCUUAUGCAAAUGACUAAUUCUGAUCUGAAAUAGUCUCUGACUUCAAUAAAUAUCACUGUUAGUGGAGAAGAUAUAUUAAUGGUGUAAUUUAAUGCUCGAAAAGACAGAAAGAUAUAUUAUUAUUGUGACAUAAAAUAAAAAAAUUAAAAAAAGCAAUGGAGAAAGAAUUCUGUGAGAGUCAGAUUCAAGGUAUAACACAGUUUAAAGGAACAGAAUAUUCUAAAGAAACUCUGAAAAUAUCUCCGAAAAGACCUUAUCUCUGUGAAAUCUGUGGAAGAGCAUUCAUAGUACAAAGUGAAUUAAGUGAACAUAAGUUAUUUCACAUAAGAUCAAAAUUUUAUGAGUGCCAAAUUUGUGAUAAAAGAUUUAUUAAAUAUAGUUUGUUAAAUUCCCACCAUUGUGUUCAGACAGGAGAAAUGUCAUAUCACUGUGAUAUCACUGAUGAAACAGUGUCUCCAGAUAUUGCCUUAACUACACACAAUGAUACACACACAGACGAGAAACUAUAUCACUCUGACAAGACAGAUUCUCAGAGUAAUGAUUUAACUAGCCAUAAACCUAUUCGCACAGGAGAGAAAUCGUAUGAAUGUCAUAUCUGUGGGAAAAUGUUUAUAUGCAAAGAUAAAUUAUUCCAGCACAAACGCCGUCAUAUAGGUGAAAAACCAUAUAAGUGUGAAAUCUGUGGUAGAAAUUUUUCUGGAAUUUCUUAUCUGGCAUGGCAUCAACGUGUUCAUACAGGAGGCAAACCAUACCAGUGUGAUAUUUGUAGUGAAAAAUUUGCUUAUAAUGCUACCUACCACAAACACAUGCGUAUUCACACUGGAGAGAAACACCAAUGUCAUGUUUGUGACGAAACAUUUUCCAGUCGUGGUUGUUUAUUGACUCAUAAACGUGUUCACACAGGAGAGAUGUCAUAUGAUUGUGAUAUGUGUGGGAAGGCCUUUUCUCGAAGUAGCAAUUUAACAAGACACAAAUAUCUUCAUUCAGAAGGAAAAUCCCUCCCACCCUGAAAUAUGUAGGAAAAUAUUUUUUCAGCUGAGUAAUUUACAUUAACCCAAACAUAUUUAUAGACAUUGUUAUUUGUGUUGGAUCAUUUUCUCAAAGAAAUAAUUUAACUGCAUGCAAAAAUCUUCACACCUGAAAAUCUAUGACAUUGCAACAUCAAUGGCAAAAUAUUUUCUACACAUGAUAUAUGUCAUACACGUGUUUGCUCAGAAGAGAGUAAAUAUGGUUGAGUUACAAGUGGUAAAUUCACUUUCUCUUAUAUCACUACAAUAUUAUACAGCCACGAAUGUAAAUGUUAAAAUAAGGCUGUUAUUUUAAAGCAAGUUCAUGAAUAUUGAGAGAAGGAACAUUUACUGGCAGAAUCUGUACUGUGAGAAGAGUCAAAUUUAUUGUGAAGAUCAAUUUGGCUGGAACAGCAAACUUUGCCUGUCAGCUUCAUCAACCAAAUAACAGCAAAUGCAUCCACAUUAAACUUAAUACUCUGAUAUUUUAAAUAAAUGCAUUGUUUCUAAGGCAUGGCUAUAUGGCUAAGAAGUUUGACUCACAACCACAUGGCUUCCGGUUCAGUUGCACUGUGCAGCACUUUGAGCAAAUGUCUUCUACUCUUCCUUUAUGUUGGUUGUGAGUGAAAUUUGGAUGUGCAUCAAGCUGUAGAAUACUUUUUCAAAAAGUCUUAUCUAAUGUGACAUAAAAAUGAUGAUAAAGAAA
Molecule: messenger RNA, 2712 nt
Organism: Octopus sinensis (East Asian common octopus)
Lineage: Eukaryota; Metazoa; Mollusca; Cephalopoda; Octopoda; Octopodidae
Product: zinc finger protein 492-like
Exons: 2
Coding region: 1155-2009 (284 amino acids)
Biological process (GO): regulation of transcription by RNA polymerase II
Cellular component (GO): nucleus
Molecular function (GO): RNA polymerase II transcription regulatory region sequence-specific DNA binding; DNA-binding transcription factor activity, RNA polymerase II-specific
Source: RefSeq, a predicted model, not a curated record